GAGGGGGCUCUGGGGGCUCACAGCCUGAGGGAGCAAUGAGGGCCAUUUCACUUCCAGCCCCUUAAUGCCUGCAGAAAUGUUCUUCCCACAGACUUCUCUCACUGGAUCCUUCCUUACAGCAGAUGGGGGUGCUCCAGAACCUCACCCUGGAGAGAAGAAAGAUCCUGAGAAACCUCCAAAGCCAACUGACCUUGCUGCUGUUAGUCAGGAGAAUGUUACUCCUGAAGCAGCUGCAGGAAAAACAUCUCGUGGGAGCCCAAGCCCUGUAAAAAGCCAAAACAUCAGCAGUUCUCAAACCAAACGUCGCUCUUGGCGUCGGUCAAGCCUGAAGGGGACGAAACGCCGGAAAUCUCUGCCUCCUUUUCAUGAGGAUGUUACUGCGUUGAGCCAAGCUAUCAGCCUGGACCUGCCAGAAACAGAUCGCCUUUCUAUGCUGCUCUUAUCCAGCUUCCAGUUCUCUGCACAGAAACUCGAGCACAUCUUGGAGCAGACAGAGGGCUUCAGUCCCGAGGCCUUCAAAGCCAACGUGAGCUCAGUUUCAGAAGACCUGAAGAGAUACAUAGAGAAACUGAAGCUGGAUGGAACCCUGCAGAGCUGCGUUGAGAAAGCUGAAGGGGAUUCGUCAGACUCUGUUUCAGAUGAAUCAGUGUGCAAAGCAAAGGAGUGCAUUGCCAGGUUUUCAGCUGAAUGCCAGGCGUGGGAUGAGCUCCUGCAACGCUACCAGAAGGAUGCAGAGAAAACAUCCAGGCAGCUGGAGGAGUGCAGGAGCAGACAGGGCCGGGAAGAUCCUCCCGAUUACCUGCAGACAUCGCAGGCCGAGGUGCUCAGCACCAAACCCAAUUACCAGAGGAUCCUGGAUGAGCAGGGAGAGGUGCUGAGCUGCAUGGAGCUGGUGCUCGAUGAACUGCAGCAGGCGGCCAAACUGCUGCAGGCGUUCAGUGAGGACAGCAGGCAGUACCUGCGGGGGCUGUCUGAGCAGCUGGGUGAGCUCAGGGCCCCUCCCCAGAGUGUCCCCAUGGGGGGGGACACUGUGUCCCUUUGUGGGUGACAUCGUGUCCCCAUG
Molecule: messenger RNA, 1063 nt
Organism: Meleagris gallopavo (turkey)
Lineage: Eukaryota; Metazoa; Chordata; Aves; Galliformes; Phasianidae
Source: RefSeq, a predicted model, not a curated record